AUGGCUGGAUUUUUCACAAGGCUGUGGCGGUGCAGGAAUUACAUUAUAAUAGUUGCGACACCUCUUCUACUGCUACCUCUACCUCUCGUCAUCUCCACCUCGGAGGCAAAAUGUGGCUUUGUGAUCAUCCUAAUGGCACUGUACUGGUGUACAGAGUGCAUCCCCCUGGCUGUGACGGCCUUGCUCCCUGUUAUACUUUUCCCCAUGAUGAAUAUCAUGCCGUCAGAUGAGGUGUGUAUCCAGUACCUGAAAGACUCCAACAUGCUGUUCAUCGGUGGGUUGCUGGUGGCCAUCGCUGUGGAACAUUGGAACCUGCACAAGAGAAUUGCCCUCCAGGUCCUGCUGUUUGUCGGUGUAAAACCUUCAUUCCUGAUGAUUGGCUUCAUGGGCACCACAGCCUUCCUGUCCAUGUGGAUUAGUAACACAGCAUCCACGGCCAUGAUGCUGCCCAUUUCUAACGCCGUCCUCCAGCAGCUCAAUGACUCGGAGACCAAUGCCGAAGAACGAGCAAAUGAACUCCAGGCUGGCAUGGAGGGCCUGGAAAAUCAGGGCUUUGAGAUGACGGACACCAACGAAAGCAAGAAGGUCGAACAAAAUGACAGCAGAGUGAACAUGGAUCGAGAGAAUAUGGAUGUGACAGACACUGAGGUUUCAAAGCCUCGCGCUUGGAGUCCGGAGAAGGCGCAGCAACAGAGAAACACGCGGGAGCAGAAGUACAUGAAACUGAACAAAGGCAUGAGCCUGUGUGUGUGUUAUGCUGCCAGCAUUGGAGGGACAGCAACCCUCACGGGAACCACACCCAAUGUCAUCAUGAAGGGCCAGAUUGAUGAACAAUUUCCAAAUAAUGGGGGUGUUAUCAAUUUUGCAAGCUGGUUUGGAUUCGCAUUCCCCAACAUGAUUCUCAUGCUGGCUUUGGCUUGGCUGUGGCUGCAGUUUAUGUUUCUGGGCUUGAAUCUGAAAAAGUCAUUCGGAUGUGGUAAAAAGAGUGCAGGUGACAAGGAGGCCUACCAGGUAAUCAAAGAUGAGUACAAACAGUUGGGCAAGAUGAGCUUCGCUGAGGCCAGUGUGCUGACUAUCUUCAUCCUGCUGGUUCUUCUGUGGUUUACCAGGGAGCCUGGCUUCAUACCAGGCUGGGCCACUGUUCUCUUCAACCAAAAAAAACAAUACGUCACAGAUGGCACUGUGGCCAUUUUACUCUCGGCGCUGUUCUUCUGCAUUCCCUCCAAAUUUCCCAGAUGUGGCAGGUCGUCUGAGAACGGAGGCCCUUCUGAAGCCGUGCCUCCUCUGCUUACUUGGGAUACUGUCCAUGAAAAGAUGCCUUGGAGCAUCAUUUUGCUCCUGGGCGGAGGCUUUGCCUUAGCCCACGGCAGUGAGGUGUCUGGGCUGUCCAAGUGGUUAGGGGAAAGUCUCAUCCCCCUGCAGAGCAUCCCUCCUUUUGCUAUCUCCAUCCUGCUGUGUCUGCUAGUGGCCAUGUUCACGGAAUGUUCCAGCAACACCGCUACCACCACUCUGUUUCUACCAAUCCUCGGCGCAAUGGCCACCGCCAUCAAGCUCCACCCACUCUACGUCAUGUUUCCCUGCACCAUCGCCGCUUCCUUGGCUUUCAUGCUGCCUGUGGCCACGCCCCCCAACGCCAUCGCCUUCUCCUACGGCAACCUGAAAGUCAUAGACAUGGCCAAGUCUGGAUUCAUCCUGAACAUCCUUGGAGUCAUCACCAUCAACAUUGCCAUUAACACGUGGGGGGUAGCCAUGUUCAAUCUGAAUGAGUUCCCCAGUUGGGCAAAUGUUACUGAAACCCCUUGA
Molecule: messenger RNA, 1803 nt
Organism: Hippocampus zosterae (dwarf seahorse)
Lineage: Eukaryota; Metazoa; Chordata; Actinopteri; Syngnathiformes; Syngnathidae
Product: solute carrier family 13 member 2-like
Exons: 13
Coding region: 1-1803 (600 amino acids)
Biological process (GO): monoatomic anion transmembrane transport
Cellular component (GO): membrane
Molecular function (GO): transmembrane transporter activity
Source: RefSeq, a predicted model, not a curated record